Eruca vesicaria subsp. sativa (arugula) is the source of this 981-nucleotide messenger RNA. The record is from the annotation of a GenBank genome assembly. Lineage: Eukaryota; Viridiplantae; Streptophyta; Magnoliopsida; Brassicales; Brassicaceae.
AUGGUUGUGUUCGACACAGUUUUGUUACCUCGUAGAAAUCCAUUUCCACCUGGCCCAAAAGGCUAUCCAAUAAUCGGUAACAUGAAACUAAAGAAUCAGUUGAAUCAUCGUGGUUUGGCCGAGCUAGCCAAACAAUACGGUGGUCUCUUUCACCUUCAGAUGGGUAGAAUUCAUAUUGUUGCUGCUUCAACAGCUGAGAUGGCCCGUGAAAUUCUUCAGGUUCAUGAUGUGGUUUUCGCAAACCGGCCAGCUAACGUGGCGAUUUCAUAUCUCACUUACAACCGGGCGGAUAUGGCGUUUGCGAAUUACGGUCCACUCUGGCGUCAAAUGAGAAAGGUUUGCGUUAUGAAGCUUUUCAGCAGAAAACGGGCCGAAUCAUGGGCCUCAGUUCGCGACGAAAUUAAUACGAUGGUUCAAACUCUAACUAAACAAACCGGUUCACCGGUUAACGUUGGCGAGCUUGUGUUCGCUUUAACGCGGAACAUAACGUACCGAGCCGCGUUUGGCUCCUUCGCUCGCGACGGUCAAGACGAAUUCGUCAAGAUUCUACAAGAGUUCUCUAAACUCUUUGGAGCGUUUGAUAUCACUGAAUUCUUACCGUGGAUGAAAUGGUUUAGUAACCGCGAUUUCACCAAGCGGUUGGAAAACGCUAGAGAAUCGCUAGAUGGGUUCAUAGACAUCAUCAUCGAUGCACAUAUCGAAAAGAAGAAUACAAGAAAACAAGACGAUGACGGCUUCGAGGAUGACAUGGUCGAUGAAUUAAUGGCGUUUUACAGCGGUGAGAAUGACGUCUUCAACGCCGCGGGGAUAUCUUUCGUUUGCACGAAGAUCCAAGCGUUCAUACCUUUCAUACACGGCUUCAGAGACUCCCAGUUGGUUCCUUCCAAGGCCUUGAAGACGAGUGUGUUCUUUGUGACGAGGAGCUUCGUGUUGCUGUUCUCGCGGAGGAUCGGAUUCCUCGGAGCUCUUGGAGCUGCUUAA